AUGCCAAACGAAAAUAAGUAUAAUACGAGAUCACGUAGUAAACACCGUGAGGAUCAAGACGAAUCAUUAGAUAACCUUGAUUGGCAAAAUAUCGACCCUAAAAAUUUAACAUCGGAUCAACGUAAAUUUUUAAACUUACCAAGUGCGGGCGCAAAACUAGAUAAAGAUAUUCCGGCGGAUACAAACCAAACGCGUCAAAAUUUCGAGGAAAAACAAAGAGAAUUCGAUCGAUUACGUCACGAAGAGGAACGUAGACAACGCGAAGAGGAACGGUUGCGUCGCGAACAAGAGGAUCAGCAACGCGAAGAGGACCGGUUACGUCGCGAACAAGAGGAUCGUCAACGCGAAGAGGACCAGUUACGUCGCGAACAAGAGGAUCGUCAACGCGAAGCGGGACAACAGGAAAACGCGGAUUUAAAUCGAGAAAUUGUGAACUUAAACCGUGAAUUAGUCCCUAAUAUGCAACCUAUAAAUGUAAUAAUGUCACCAUCCAUUAAAUAUGCCGUGGAAGCAGUUCCUUAUUUUACCGGUGAAAAUAUUCCCUUGUCGCAUUUUAUCGAUGGCUGUAACGAAGCCCAUGCUAUGAUUCCAGCAAACGAGGAACAAAAUCUUGUUUUUAUGUUAAGAAAUAAAUUACGUGGCGAAGCGCGUAGAACGAUACAGGGAUUACAAUUUGAAACUAUUAACGACUUCUUAUCUCAUCUUAAAGAAUUAUAUGAGCCACCCAAGUCACUUUAUCAAUUACAAGGGGAAAUGGGGAGAAUAUUUCAACGCGAUGACGAAAGUACUCUAUCGUAUACUAACCGAGCUCGUGAGUUAGGUAACCAAAUAUUGGAUGUAAUAGAAGCCCAAUUACCUGUCGGUCAAGCACUUUCUGAUGCGGACAAAGCAAGAUACGGAAACGAAUUUAAAAGUUGUUUAAUAAGAGGACUUAAACCCGAGAUCGAGCAAAAAAUUUCAAGAGAUAAAAAUUUCCAAAAUACAUUAUUUGAAGCGGUAGUGAUCGAAAAAGAAUUACGUGCUAAAGAUUUACUCAGAGGAAAAAUAUCAUCUAAAAGAGAUAUAAAUUAUUCAAAUAGGGCGUAUACUUAUGACGUCCCAAAUAAUCGGGAGGGGAGAAGAGUCACAGUCGUACAAGGUCAACCAAUAGUAUGUCAAAUUUGUAAUAAGGCGGGCCAUAGUGCUCUAGCCUGCUACCAACUUGAGUUUAAUCGUAAUAAAAGUAAUCAAGAGCGUUUUUCAUCUAAUAUUGAUAAUAAUGGUAGCCGAUACAACAGUAACAAUAAUAAUAAUAAUAGCCGAUUCCGUGGCAGUGAUCAAAUUAAUAGUCGAUUUAACAAUCGUUACAGGGAUAAUAAUCAACCCAAUUACAAUCGUUAUAAUGAUAAUAAUACCGAUCGCCGUGAUAAUUCACAUAUUGCUAAUUAUCGAAAUAACAAUCAGUAUAACGGCAAUAAUGAUGGUAACAUGGAUAGUAGUUCUCGAAAUGCUUUCAAUAAUCCAUCAUUUUCACGAGAACCGGUAAAUGGAAAUAUCGAUGAAAAAAUUUGUUAUUACUGUAAAUCUCCGGGACAUUUUAUGGCAGACUGCACAAAAAGAAGAAAUUACAACCAAGCGUUUACCGAUAGACCGCCAGGUCCUUCUAGCGACGGAAGAGCUCGUAUAAACGAAGAAAGGUCGGGAAACUACACACCACCCCCGCGUCAGGGCGCGACACGGGAGGUCGGAAGAUCAGAGCGUCCAGUAUUACAGGUAGUUGCCGAGGAAAUGGAACCGGAGGAGAACACGGAGAUGUUCCAGUGGCAGUAG
Messenger RNA from Microplitis mediator, 1809 nucleotides. Its product is annotated as probable E3 ubiquitin-protein ligase bre1. The transcript has a single exon. Gene Ontology annotation, molecular function: zinc ion binding; nucleic acid binding. NCBI's taxonomy places the organism in Eukaryota, Metazoa, Arthropoda, Insecta, Hymenoptera, Braconidae. The coding region runs from base 1 to 1809 and encodes 602 amino acids. The record is from RefSeq and is a predicted model, not a curated record.